AUGAAGUUAUGGAAAGGUGCUACUUUUGCCUUCAUGCUCUGUGGCGCAGCCCUGUCCAUCCUCCUCGUUAAAAACACGGCCACUAUCGGAAAGUUCAAACCAAAGACAAAAUACCCGUACUUGUCUUCAUCCUCUACAAGACCAACGUCAACCUCGCGAUCAUCAUCCAAGACCUCAACGCCAUCCCCGUCGUCAGCCGAAUUGACAGUGCUGUCCCGGCAGAUGGGUGGUCCUCAUCGGAGAAUUCGCUCAGUGGACGAGAUGAACUCUCUCCUCUCAGAAUUUUCCAUGAUGUUACAGAGCUUCACCGAGGGCGAGCUUCAGCAUGUGGUGGAAACCUUGCUCGACAGGAAGAGAAGGAAGCGCCUGGGGGAGAACCAGGCCCGAAGGACUAAAAGAGCCCGGAGGCCUAAGCCCUGCUCACUGAGGGAGCUGGAGCUGACCGUGAGUGAACUGGGUCUCGGCUACGAGAGCGACGAGACAUUGAUGCUGCGCUACUGCAGCGGCAAAUGCUUGGCCCACCGGCACAACUACGACAUCACCAUGGAGCACAUGAUGCGGAUUGGCUUCAGGAAGAAGGGUCGCAAGGACAAGGUGAGCAACAGACCCUGCUGCCGACCCACCGCUUUCGAAAAAGACUUUUCCUUCCUGGACAACAAGAGCCGCUAUCACACGAUACAAAAUGUCUCGGCGAAGAACUGUGGGUGUGCAUGA
Molecule: messenger RNA, 714 nt
Organism: Cyclopterus lumpus (lumpfish)
Lineage: Eukaryota; Metazoa; Chordata; Actinopteri; Perciformes; Cyclopteridae
Product: neurturin
Exons: 2
Coding region: 1-714 (237 amino acids)
Molecular function (GO): receptor tyrosine kinase binding; glial cell-derived neurotrophic factor receptor binding; growth factor activity
Source: RefSeq, a predicted model, not a curated record